Molecule: messenger RNA, 3333 nt
Organism: Marchantia polymorpha subsp. ruderalis
Lineage: Eukaryota; Viridiplantae; Streptophyta; Marchantiopsida; Marchantiales; Marchantiaceae
Source: the annotation of a GenBank genome assembly
GGGCCAGAGUGAGGGAGGAAGGAAGGGAAGGGCAGGGAGGGAGGGAAAGUACGGGGAGGAGGAACAUCAACGAACGAGGAGUUUGCAGGAACGGAGCGCAGCGAGUGGGGAAUUCGGUGGAGAAUCAAAAGCAUGGCGCUCGCUUCGCACCCCGUGGGAGUGGGAGUGCGAGUGUUCGCUGCCGGGGUGGAGUCGAGGAAUUCGCUCGGGGCGGGGAGAAUCGCGGCGCUUUGUGACAGCUGCAGCAGCAGGAGUAGCAACGACCUGAGCUCGCACUCGCGGGAAAGAAUCGCUUCGCGCAGCAUCGCGACGACGCUUGCCGGGCCGCGGAUCCACUCCCGAGGCGCCCGCUGCUCGUCCGUCUCGCUGCAAGACUCGGACGCGUCGCCGUCGCAAGCGAACGAUGAGCGCGCGAGCUUCGUCUCGAGCCCGAAUUUCCAGACGGGCAAAACGCCCUCGGGGAGCAACAGGAUUCCCUCGCUCGCCGAGCAGCUGCGGCUGUCGGUGAUCGGGGACUCGAGCGGCGACGGCAGCAGCGAUGGCGGCGCGGUCGAGGCGCGCGGGCAGCAGCCGAUCGGCGCCAAGCGCGACAGGCAGCAGCCGCGGUACGCCGUGGAACGAUGGGCGCCGCGCGGGUCGAAGUACAACCGCGCGACGGACGUGCUGCAGUUGCUGAAGGGCGCGGAGGGCGAGGACGAGGGCGCGGUGGAGCGGGCGCUGCAGAAUUGGGACGGCAGUCUGGGCGCUCGCGAUGUCUGCGCGGUAAUCUCCGGGCUCAAGUGGCGCAAGGCGCUCUCCUUCUUCCGGUGGGCGCAGCGGCGCGACUUCGAGCUCAACAUCGUCGUCUACAACGUGCUGUUGGGCGCCAUGCGCGCCGGUCGGCAGUGGAAGGUCGCGGAGGCCUUCGCCCUGGACAUGGUCCGCGACGGGCUCCCGCUCGACAAUUACACCUUCAGCACGCUCAUCAGCUGCGCCCUCCAGUGCAAAGCCCCGCGCGACGCGCUGGCCUGGUUCGACCGAAUGCAGGCCGCGGGCGUCGUGCCCGACGAGGUGACCUACAGCACCAUGACGCUCGUCUUCUCGCGCCUGGGCCGCUUCGACGAGGCGGUGGAGCUGUACGAGACUCUGCGCCUCACCGGCUGGAAACCGGACCGCGUCACCUUCGGCUCGAUGGUGAAUGUGUACGCGCGCGCCGGAAAGUACCAGAAGGCGUCGGCCGUGAUCAAGGAGAUGAAGGAUAUCGGCAUGCAGCCCGACGCCGUGGUCUACAACACGAUGAUCAAAUUCUUCGCGCGCGAAGGGAAGACGGGCCAGGCCAAGCGCGUGUUCAAGGAGAUGGAGGCCGUGGGCAUCAAGGCCUCCGAGUACACGCUGAGCCUCAUGAUCGACGUGCACGGGCGGUCCGGCAAUGUCGAGGAGGCGCUGGCGCUGUUCGCGCGCAUGAAGGCCGAGAAUCUGCCUCUCGACACCGCUGUCUACAAUUCGCUCCUCAAGAUGUGCGGCGAGGAGCGCAUGGUCGCCGAGGGCGAGCGCCUCGUCGCGGAGAUGGCGGCCCGCGGUCUGAAGCGCGACGAGAUGACCUACAAGUCGCUCGUGAACCUGUACGCGAAGGAAGGCCGGAUCGACGAUGCGGUGCGCGCGAUGCAGCAGAUGGCCGAGGCUGGCUGCCCCGCGGAUGUCGUCGUGUAUUCGUGUUUGAUCAAAGCCUGCGGCAGCUCGAAGCAGUUCGAGCGGGCGGAGCAAUUCUUCGAGGACAUGUUGGCCUCCGGAGCCUCGGUCGACGACAGGUGCUGCGGGGUGCUGCUUUCCCUGAUGAAUGCGUGCGAGACUGACGAGCACCGGACCCCUGUUCUCAGAUGCCUGCGAAAAGCUAAACCCAGUCUCUUUAAAAUUGUCAGUCUCUUGCUGUCUGAGGACGUCAAUUCUGGCGAUCUCGAGGACCAAGUCCGGAGUCUGCUGGCCGACUCCGUGUCGGAUUCUCAGAGACCUUUCUGCAAUUCGUUGAUUGAUUUCUGUUGGACUCUCGGCCACAAGGAGCGAGCCGAAUCUCUCCUGGCUCUGGCAGAUUCCCUGAAAGUGUAUCCAGGCUCCCUCCGAACGCACACGAACCUCGUUUGGAUUCUGCACCUCCGGUCUCUCUCUUUCAGUACAGCGCUCUGCGCUCUUUCGGUCUGGAUAAACUUCCUGAGAAAUCAGGUGGCAGAGGAGCAGGAAUUACCCGAAACUUUAGUCAUCGAAACAGGUGCCGGGAGAAACAGGGGAGGAGACGAGAUCCGUCUCAUCUCUGUCAUUUUAGCAGAAUUGAAGGAGAUGAGUGCUCCAUUUGAGGCCAGUCCUGAGAGGGCAGAUUGGUUAGUUGCUUCUGGGGCAUCCGUGAAGUCAUGGCUCUCAUCUGGAGUGAAAGCGGAUCAGGAUAGGAAUGAAAUUUCCAGUGAGGCGUGACCAUGAACAGGUCCCGAGAUAAACCUCGCAAAUUUUCAGGGUGUUCUCCUGGCAUGGGUAGUGGACUCAUCGUGUUCCACCCGAGGCAAAAGAUGAAUAUGCACACUGAUAAGACACCCUCGAUUACAGGGCACCAAUUAAUUGUGUGCUGUCACGCGAUUUUGAUGAUUGGUACAGUGAGUUAGGUCAGUGUAUCUUCUUUGAGAAGACUUCUCACUCUUUAGUAGGAAACGAAAGUUAUUUUACUAUAUAACUGGUCACCAUUGCACAAUUAUUUGUGCACACUGUUCAGCAAGAGCAGAACAUGUAGAACGUCUUUAGAACUAGGGCCACUUAAUCAGCAAUUGUUGUCGUGCGGGAACUAUGCAUCAGAUCAACAGAGACCUCUUCUCUGUAGUUGAGUUCAGUGUAGUCUUUGUUCCUCAGAAGAUUGCAUGUCUAUAUUAUCGCUUUAGUAACACAUUUUGAAGGUCGGCACGUCUCACUGUAAUUGUUAUCUGGCGCGAGCCCCUUCCGGCUGUUUACAAUGAAACAGAAGCCAGAAUCUUGCAGAUCAGGUGUCAAGGACGAAGUACAGGCCGUCCCUAAUACGAGCACCAAAUUGCUCAAUGCCUGAGACGUAGAUGGGCGUACGGGCCUUGGUCAAGGGUGCGCUCAUCAUCUGCCUGCCUUUGUGGAUGCCAACGCCAUGCCUCUACACAUGUACAUCUGUACGUAUGAUCUUUGGUGAAAUUUGCGGAGUUAGUAAAUUUCAGAUUCAGUUUCCAGAAUUCGACGCCUAAACAGCAGCAAGGGAUCAUAAAUUGCCUUCUGUGUUAUCCACGGAGAGUUCAUGAAGUAAUUACAUCGAUUUUGAACAGUGUUGGAAAUUAAUUGAACAUGUUGAGUUAG